AUGAGGUUUGUCCAAUAUAUUCCGACUGGAAUUCCAAACGAAGAUGGUGAGUUCCCGGGAAGGAACUAUACAGUUGGAAAAGUCAUACAACAACUGUAUGAUAUUAGGAAAGCUUCAAACCCCAAACUUGCAAUGACACUCAAAUUGCUUAUGAAUUCGACAUGGGGAUAUUCCAUUAAGAAACCUCAAGAGAUGAAGAGUAAACAUUAUGAGAAGGUCGACAACUUUGUUGAAAGGUUUUCUCCUUUUGUUUUGAAGUACGAAUUCACUCAAGGUCAAAGUGGCUUAGUAACCACAUUAAAACCUAUUGUCGAAUAUUGGUCUUACCCUCAGUUCGCAAAGGCAGUCCUUGACAACUACAACAAAUUCUUCUCCGAAGUCAAAUCCAAAGUGAAGGUUUACUAUGAGAACAUUGACGCACUCAUGACGAACGAAGAAGGCUAUAACAAACUCAUUGAAAUGGGAAUGGUCGGUGAAAAGAUGGGCUGUUUUAAGCUAGAUAAGGUAUUUUCCGAAGUUCAUGUAAUAUCGAAAAGGAAAUAUUGGGGCAUACUUGAAGACGGCACAGAAAUAAAACAUUGCAUGAAAUAA
Molecule: messenger RNA, 591 nt
Organism: Trichomonas vaginalis G3
Lineage: Eukaryota; Parabasalia; Trichomonadida; Trichomonadidae
Product: DNA/RNA polymerases family
Exons: 1
Coding region: 1-591 (196 amino acids)
Source: RefSeq, a predicted model, not a curated record